GUUUCACUCAGUAAGAUGACAAAAGUUAAUGAAUGAGUGGAGUUUAAUUUUUGUGGUCCUAAAACCUGCAAGAUAAUUAUCAUUUUGAGCCAUGAAUUUACUCAGAAAUGUCCCAUGUGUUUUUUUUUUUAAAUUCAUGAAUACAUUAAGGUCUGUGGUUAAUAUGUUGCUAAAGACUUUCUGAAUAAGAACUACAACUACCACAAGGAUGUAAGCUUACCUGCAUGAGGAAUUGGACAACAGUGUAGUUCUUAUGCACUUGUAGUUCUUUAUAGCCCUUACAAAUUUAUUAAAAAUAAUUAAUACAAGAUUUGGCCCAAAAAGUGCUUGAUUUCCUUGUACAAAAUAACUUUUCUGACUGGUUCAUGUUUAUUCAGAAACUUUGACGUCGCGCGUAUAGUGGCGUGGCGUUGUGAUGCUACUGUGAGGCGGAGUCAGAGUCAGACAGGUUUCACAGGUGUGAACAUCCACAACAACACAAGAAACCUGGACGAAACUUACUGCUGACUUCGUUAAUUUCAGCAAAAGGUAGGCUCUGGGUUAAUUAACUGGUUCAUUACUGAGUUAGGCUACGUAUUUGAUUGACCAUCUUGCGACUAGAUAAAACGUUUACUUUACAAAAGUACAUUUUAUAAAAGUAAUAUGAUUAAACUGAGAAUAUUUCUAGACUGUUUAAAUAUCUAAAACCACAACCACCCACAUCAGUUAACUAGCAAUGUGUCAUGUUGGUUUCACUAGUGACCGGGGACUUUAUAUUCACCUGAACGUGCAUCAGAUUUUAAACUCAUGAAAUUUGUGAAACCUCCCUGUUUCUCAGGCAAUGCCAGAAUCAAGCCGGCAUCAUCAUACAAGGGACAAGGACUACUCUAGUCGAGACAGGAGAGAUGAAGGUGGACACGAGGACAGGAUAUAUAGAGACGACAGUUCACGAAGCCACCGAGAGAAGCAAAGAUACGCUGACACACAAAGGGACACCCGUUAUAAUAGGCAGGGAGUGCCCAGUUACACCGAGACAUCAUCUUCAUACUAUGAUGACAGUCAACCCUAUCAUCAUAAAGGGGCACUUUACAACCUGAGAUACAUCACAACAAGCAGAGGCAUCUGUCAGGCCAUGGGAUUCUUCUUAAUCUUGUUGAUUGUCAUCUGUGCUGGAGUGAACCACAGUAACUCGGGUCGGUAUCGGGAUAUCGCCAGCUUAGGAGGUUUGUACCAGUACUAUUACGGAGGAGCAAACGCAUUCACCGGAGCCGAGGCGCAGAAGGUCCAGCAGCUCGAAGACCAGUUGUACCACCAAACUUCCCCUUACGUCUACAGCAUGGUGGCAUGCGGCGGGGCGCUGAUGCUUUACGCUUGUGCCACGCUGGCCCUCUGAGUGUUUCGCAUGCCCUACCGUUUCCCUCCUCUGCUGCUGGCUGAGGCUCUGCUGGAUGUGCUCCUAGGUCUCGGUUUUAUUCCUGCCAUCGCUUUCUACUUCAUAAAGCUGCAGGAGAUCUACAACAACCCCAUCUGUAAAGAGAGGGAAGCCAUGUACAGCAGCAAAGGUCACAGAGGAUUCGAGUGCAAUCUCAACGGGGCGGACAUAGCUGGAGGCUUGUUUGGUGUUCUGGGAAUUAUUAUAUUCCCCAUAAGCGCUGUGUUGGCCAUCAGAGCUUUAAUAAGGGUGCGGAAGAUGAAGCAGAGGCCGACAGAAGACAACAACCUGUGAGGGUUACGCCAUUUAAUGAAGAGAUUCGAAUGUGGAAAGCACAGAAGGUCCUACACAAGUGUAAAUGCUUUGGUUAGUAUUUUUACAGUAUCAGAAGGAUAUAUAUUUUUCUAUUUUUUAUGUCUUUGCUUUCUCUUAAGUGUUAUUAUGGACUUUUGCAACAAUUUUUUUUUCAUAUAUUUUUCAUAAAUUAAAGGUCUUAAAUUCAAAACCAAA
Molecule: messenger RNA, 1921 nt
Organism: Cyprinus carpio (common carp)
Lineage: Eukaryota; Metazoa; Chordata; Actinopteri; Cypriniformes; Cyprinidae
Product: MARVEL domain-containing protein 3-like
Exons: 3
Source: RefSeq, a predicted model, not a curated record